Molecule: messenger RNA, 5027 nt
Organism: Sorex araneus (European shrew)
Lineage: Eukaryota; Metazoa; Chordata; Mammalia; Eulipotyphla; Soricidae
Gene: TEDC1
Product: tubulin epsilon and delta complex 1
Exons: 9
Coding region: 90-1205 (371 amino acids)
Source: RefSeq, a predicted model, not a curated record
ACGGGAGGCGGGAUCAGCGCUACGAUUGGGCGCGGGCGCGGGCUAGCGGCGGCGGGCAGUCCGACUGGGCCAGGGCCAGGGCCGGCUCCAUGGGGCGGCCGCGGGGCCGCGAGGGCCGAGCGGACGGGGCCGGGUCCCUGCCCGAAACUAUCGCCACGCUGAGCCGGGUACUGCCCGCCGGGCCCAGUCCCGAAACCUUUCGCCGAGCCAAGUUCGACCGUCCGGAGGCGGCCCCCGCGCUCUGGCGGCUGCUCGCGGAUGUGCUCUCGCCGAGCCCGGCGCCCGGCGCCUCGCUACCUCUAGAGGCCCAGGUCCGCCUGGCGAAGGCCGCCCUGCGCUCUCAGGGCUACCCGCGGCGGGCGCUGGCGCUGCUCCCCGAGGAUGGCUCGCAGGGCAGCCGGGAGCUGCUGCUGGCCCUGGCCUGGCUCCUGGCGCACGGACCCCUGCUGGAGCAGCUGCUGGAGCGCUCCCGCCUGCGUCUGGGCGAUGAGCUGUGUGUGUGCCAGUGUGAGGACCCGGCCAGCCCGGGCCUGCCCACCCCCUGUGUGGACGCAGAUGGCCGUGUGGACAUCCGCCAGCUGCAGUGGCUGAUGGGAAAGCUGCGGUUCCGCUGGCGCAGCCUCUUCUCCAUGCAGCAGGAGCAGUGCGCCCUGCUGGCCAAGAUCCACAGCUAUACGCGGGGCUGCCAUGGGGACCGGAUACUCGGCCACCUGUCUGUGGUGGAGACGGAGCUGCUCAGGAACCCGCGGCACGGCCAGCAGCUGCUUCGGAGCCUGGAGCAGGAGAACGUGCGUCUGGAGGCCGCUGUGGCAUGGAGGCGCCACCAACUGGUCUUCUGGCAGUGGGCGGACACUGUGCUGAGGACUUGCCCCCCGGACUCCCCGCGGCCCAGGAUCCCUACGCAGGGGACUGGUGAGCUGGAGCUGUUGUCGCAGGAGCUGCGGGCCCUGCACGAAGAGCUUCAGGAUGUGGCCGAGUCACGGCGGGCAGCCUGGGAGGCUCGGAGGUGCUGCCGGCUUACUCCUGGCUCUAUGUCAGGGAUCACUUCUGGUGGUGCUCAGGGGACCCUAUGGGAUGCCGGGGCUCAAACCCUGGGCAGCCAUGUGCAAGGAAACCCUAAGGAAUCCGCAGAAGCCGUUAGGACAGGUGAGCGACGCUGCUGGCUGCGUGGUCUGAGACGUCCACUGGGCUUGAACUCACGGUGACGAGCAGCUCCAAGGGGCCAGGAAAGCGACUGCAUUUGCAACAGCAUCAAGUCGAACCCGAGAGGCUGGGCAGGAAACAAGGAGCUAAGCACAAGUUUACACGCAGCAAUCCUGAGUUUGAUUGGUGGCACCUCCUGGUCCUCAGUGCCACCCUGAGUGACCCUGGAGCACUGAGCUGGAAGUAGCUCCUGGCCACUGCCAGGUGGGACUCAAAAGGCAAGAGGGAGAAAAGAGCCCCAACCCUGAGAACUCAACAGUGGCCCUGCUGAUGGGUGGGAGAGUCACGGAGGGCCAGCCUGGGCUCCAGGUCGCCUCUAGAGUCAGCGCUGCCAUUCCUCCCAGAAUCCCACUGGGCUGUGCCAGAUCAACAGUCAUCUGAGAUCCUGGAGAGAUGCGAGGAGCUCGGGAUGACCCAGGGUUUCAAAAAGAACUCGGCUGGAAGAUUCACGGGGGUCAGUUAGGAAACUUCCCGCAGAGCGUACACUACUGUGUGGCCGGCACAGCAGUGUCCACACAGAGCAGACUGGAAAUGGUCUUGUGGCCAGUAGGGUGCUUGCCUGGCACCCCGGGGACCUGCAGUAGAUGUGGCUGAGACUUGGAACUGAUGUUGCAGAAAUGUGCCCCCUCAGUGUUUUGAGUCCGAGGGGUGACUCUGGGGGUGUCCACCAGUCCUUGGUGUUUGGGCAGUCAGCUGUGUCCCCUGUCUGACUGCCCUCGUCAGGAUACUGGCCCUUGGGUUAGGGAAUCUCUGAGAAGACAAUAGCCGUGGGUACUGGGGAGGAGGGCACUGCUUCCCCCACCCCCCAGUAGAUCAUCUUGUUUUGGGACCACGCAGGCAAUGCUCUGGAGCUACUCCUGGCUCUGUGCUCAGUGGUGACCCCGGGCAGUGCUGAGGAGACAAAGGGAGUUGACUGGCUGCUCAAGGCGAGCUCCUCAACUCUUGUCCCAUCUCCUGCCCCAGCAGCAGAUCUGUUUUGGGUCAGUUUUCACAGCAGACCACUUUCUUACAUAUGCUGGACAUUUGACACGGAAUGGGUCAGCCAUCUAAAUGUGAAACAAAACUAAGAUUUGUGGGAGAGAAUUUGAGACUUGUUUAGGCAAAGCCUUUUUCUUAUUUUUAUUUUGAGGCCAUAAAGGCAGUGCUCAGGGGCUGCCCCAGCUGUGCUUGGGGGUCCCCCAGUCAUACUCCAGGGAUCAGGUGGUCUGGGGGUCAGACAGGGGCUCCCCAGCAAAGCCUGUGCUGAGCCAUUGAGCUCUGCCCCACCCCUCAGCAGGAGCUUUUUGACAUGACAAGCACAGAGCACAGAAGAACUGCUGGGGGGGGGGCGGAGGGAGGGCAGGAGGCAGGAGACGUUGGGGCACUGCCACUUUGGGGAUCCCCAGCACCAAAUGUGAGAUCUCUAGGACUCCCAGCCAGGCAUCCACAGCCAACCUGCACCCCCCACCCCGCCCCGCCUCGCCACCUUCCUAUGGCGGCAAGAGGAAGGGAGAAGUGGGUGUUUCCGUUUUGCAGUCCAGUGUUUGUUUCUCUUCUUUUGGCUUUUGUGCUACACCUGCUGUGCUUACUCUUUUUUUUUUUUUUGCUUUUUUUUUGGGGGGGUCACACCCGGCGAUGCACAGGGGUUACUCUUGGCUCUUCACUCAGGAAUUACUCCUGGUGGUGCUCAGGGGACCAUAUGGGAUGCUGGGAUUCGAACCCGGGUUGGCCGCGUGCAAGGCAAAUGCCCUACCCGCUGUGCUAUCACUCCAGCCCCUACUCUUUUUAUUUUUUAAUUUAUUACUUUCAUUUUCUGUUUUCAGUCCACACCCAGUGGUUCCUGGGGCUGGCUCCUGGCCGGCCCUAUCUACUGUACUAUCACUCUGGUCCCUCAGGGCUUACUCUUGGCUCUGCACUCAGGAUUUACUUCUUGUGGGGCUCAGAGGACCUUAUGGGGUUCCGGGAUCUAAUCUGGUUUACUUCAUGCACAGCAAGUGCCCUUCCCACUGCACCAUCUCCCCGGCCCCAGCCACUUGGCGUUCCUUGGGUCCUGGAAACAGCUCAGCAGGAAUGCCCGUCUUGCAGGAGCGAGGCUGUGAAUUAGAUCCCAGACGCCACCCUCUGAGUGUUGGGUGCACCCCUUGUGGAACAGCAAAGUAGCAAAGUGUCCAAUCCCCGGGACACUGCAGUCCAGUGUGCCCAGCCCUGCUGUGUACAGGACACUGGAAUUAGGAUUUUGCGCUGCAUUUCCACAACCUUGACUCCUUAAUGAAGAGACUAGACUUUCAUUCCUCCCUCUUUUUUCUUUCCUUUCUUUUUGUUGUUUUUGGCACUCUUGCCAGUUCUUAGGGCUCACUCCCGGCUCUGUGCUCGGGGCUCACUCCUGGCUCUGUGCUCAGGGCUCAUGCCCGGCAGUGCUGUGGACCCAACCUAGGGUGGCACUUUGCACAGUAGUGCCCUAGCCCUGUACUCUCCUCUAGCCCUUAGUCAGGCGUUUCUUGAGAGCCUUUGGGGUUUUCUUCAGACUAUUUCCCACGCAGUUUUCGUUUCCGUAUGUCCUUUCCCCACUGCAGCAGCGAGGACUGCCUGCAGCGGGCAGACUGGCCGCUUGUCCAUGCUCUCAGGGCAAAGCGUGUAUGUGUCAGAGUAGGGCCGCCUUGUUUUCUUGGCCUCGAGGGUACACUCUGCUGCUAGUGUGCUGAAAUGCUUCCGGUGGACGAUGCUGCCCUGCGUCUGGGGACGGUGCUGCUUCGGCCACUCGGGGCCACCAGCAUUGCUUGCACACAUUGCACUGGCCUGCAUUCCUGGGGAGCCUCCUAUGAGCGGGUAUUUGCUUAUUUUUGUGUUUUUUGAUUUCCCGUGGCAGGAUUUUGCUGAAGGGCUGGGGUGAGUGCAGAGGGACCCAUGCCACUCCCUAGGUGCUCCCUGCAUUUGUGGACACCAGUGCUCCCUUACUGAGGUGCCCAGGACAACUCGGCUUCUCCUGGAGCUCAGCCUCAGGCUGGGUUCAUUUCCGGCUCGUGGGCAGGAUUGGUCCAGGUUGGGGUUCUGGAAGACCCUCGGAUUCAGCUUGGCAGGGCUCUAUUCUGGUCUCCUACCUGCUAGGCUUGCUUUAAGAAUCCGCGGCUGUCCACUGAUGUGGGGACCUGGCAACCACCAACCCUGGCUGAGUGUCUUCCCCCACCCCUGCAUGUCCGUGUCACUCUCCAAGAGUGUGUGUCCGAUUGUGCACCCGACUGACCGGUUUGGCUCCCAGCAGUUCUCAGGGGCUACUCCUGGCUUGCAUCAAACCCAGUGCAUCAAACCAAGCCUGUAUUCAGGCUUGCGCUGGGCUGUGUUUGGGCGUCCAUGCAAAUCCUGCUCCCAGCUGUUGAGCUCUUUCUGCUCCUCAGGUGUGCACUUUAUUCUAUGUCUUGGGGAGGGGCAUCGGCACCUGAUGCCCGGCACCCCGAGAGGCCAGAGGAGAGAGGCUUGGCCUUGCACGCGCCUGACCCAGGUUCGAUCCCUGGCAUCUCAAAUGGUUCCCCAAGCGCUACCAGGAGUGGUUCCUGAGUGCAGAGCCAGGAGUAAGCCCUGAGCAUCAGCAGGUGUGGCUCCCAAACAAGAGGCACUUCAGAGCUUGUCCUGCACCCUGCACCCAGGGAUUACUCCUUAUGGGGCUCAGGGACCCUUUGUGGUGCUGGGGAUGGAAUGGGGGUCACUGCAUGCAAAAAGCGCCCUACCCACUGGACAGUUUCUCCAGCCUAGUCUUGGUGAGUACAAUAAAGACCAAGACUGGUCGGUCUUUAUUGUACUGAAAAAUACAAUGAAAUGGGCUUUUCCACCUUAAGUUUCGGCACCAUGGU